AUGCCCAACCCAGCAAUUAUAAUCAUCCCCGGCGCCUGGCACAUCCCCCGCCACUACGCGCGCCUUAUCACCCAUCUCUCCAACCACAACUACUCCGCGACAGCCGUAGCCCUCCCCUCUGUGAACUCCAGCCCACCCCUACAAACAUGGGAAGAGGAUGCGCAGGCCGUACGCCAGACCAUAAUGGAGAAACUCGAUCUCGGUCAAGAUGUCAUCGCCAUCGCGCACUCAUUCGGCGGAGUCGCCAUGUCCGAGGCUGUUAAGGGUCUGGGCAAGGAAGAACGCCUGAAGCAAGGUUAUGCUACCAGUGUCCUGCGACUGGUUUACAUGUGCGCUAUGGCAUUGCCAAAGGGCCAGACGCACGUGGGUCAGAUAAAGCCCGUCACACCGGAAGAGGAAGAGCGGGAGAAGAAACAGAAGGAGUAUGCGGAGGAGAAUGGAGGAAUGCAAUUCACCAAUGACGGUGCAAUCAUCCUCCCCAAACACGCCAUCCGCGACAUCUUCUACAACCGCUGCGACCCAGCCGACAUCGACGAGGCAUUAACUCACCUAGGCUCGUUCCCAGUAGGCCCGUUAACCGUGCCAGCUAUGUACACAGCCUACCGCGAGAUCCCCAGUACGUACAUUGUCUGCGAGAAUGACAAUGCGUUGCCGCUUUCUGUGCAGGAGAGGAUGAUUGCGCAGGGUGAGGGAACUUUUCAUGUAGAGAGGUGUCAGGAGGGGCAUUCGCCGUUUUUGAGUAAUCCGGGGUUUGUGGUGGGUUGUUUGAGGAGGGCUGCUGGGGAGGAUGUUUGA
This is a messenger RNA of Aspergillus glaucus CBS 516.65, 795 nucleotides long. RefSeq names its product alpha/beta hydrolase. The transcript is spliced from 2 exons. NCBI's taxonomy places the organism in Eukaryota, Fungi, Ascomycota, Eurotiomycetes, Eurotiales, Aspergillaceae. The record is from RefSeq and is a predicted model, not a curated record. The coding region runs from base 1 to 795 and encodes 264 amino acids.